This is a messenger RNA of Prunus armeniaca (apricot), 183 nucleotides long. The record is from the annotation of a GenBank genome assembly. NCBI's taxonomy places the organism in Eukaryota, Viridiplantae, Streptophyta, Magnoliopsida, Rosales, Rosaceae.
AUGUUGGGUUUUGGAGGGAAGGGAGGGAGGCUAGAUCCUUGGCUACGAUGGGGUUUGAAAAAGGGAUUAGAGAGGGUGAGUCCUCCUUUACUUCGGCAAGGAGGUGAGGAUCUGGAGUGUUUGCGCUGUUGGCGUGUUGGGCUUGGUAGUCCUUCGAUGUGGGUUGGGUGCGAAGAGGCCUAG